Molecule: messenger RNA, 594 nt
Organism: Ipomoea nil (Japanese morning glory)
Lineage: Eukaryota; Viridiplantae; Streptophyta; Magnoliopsida; Solanales; Convolvulaceae
Exons: 1
Coding region: 1-594 (197 amino acids)
Molecular function (GO): nucleic acid binding; zinc ion binding
Source: RefSeq, a predicted model, not a curated record
AUGGAUGAGAUGACACUAGAUGAACUUGAAAGUUCCAUUCUAGUUCAUGAAAGAAAGUUGUGUUCGCAGGAUAGUGAGGGUGAGCAAGCAUUGAAAGUUUCAACUCAAAACCAACCUUCAUCAUUUAAUGGUGCUAAUCGAGGAAGAGGCUGUGGGAGAGGAAGAGGAGGACAUGCCCGUGGCAAACAUCAGAAUAAUAUGUCUCAUGGACGAAGGAGCGGGAGGGGCAAGUCACCAGACAAGUCCAACAUUGAAUGUUAUCGCUGUCACAAGUAUGGACAUUAUCAAAAUGAAUGUCGUACGAAUUUGAAUAGACAGAAUGGAGAAGCAACGAAUUUUGUCGAAAAGAAGGAAGAAGUUUCUGAAGAGAUUUCUCUUCUGAUGGCAUGCCAUGUAGAUGAAGCAGCCCAUCAAAACUUAUGGUACUUAGAUUCUGGUUGUAGCAAUCAUAUGUGUGGAGAUGAGAAGGUGUUCUCUGAAUUAAACACUUCUUAUCGAGACACUGUUAAGCUCGUCAAUAAUUCUAUAGUACGUGAGAUGGGAAAAGGAAAUGUUGCAAUCCAAAUCAAGGAGAACUCUACAUACACCUAUUGA